Molecule: messenger RNA, 426 nt
Organism: Lactuca saligna
Lineage: Eukaryota; Viridiplantae; Streptophyta; Magnoliopsida; Asterales; Asteraceae
Source: the annotation of a GenBank genome assembly
AUGUUGAGCGUAAAGCCUAGUCAGAAUCUCAUUCUUGAUCUGCAUUCAUCACGAUACAAUGAACCCCUAAAGCCGAUGAUUGAAUGUCUGCAGUUUUCCCUAAUUGCUCAAGCUUUGAUAAUGGUAGAUUCAAUUCCACUAUUUCAUCUCUCAAAGGCAUAUUCGUUUGCAACAUACCUUCAACCUGAUGGCCUCAUAACCUUCAAGAAACCAAACACAAAGGAUCAAAAGGAUAAUGAAACUUCUACAUCAAAAUACAAAGAGAAACUAUUUAAUGAUGAAGAAGAAGAGGAAGUAUUAUUCGAAGGUGAAAAGCUGAUAGGAAAGAAGCGUGAUGUUGAACUUGAUAAUCUCUUAAGAGUUUACAAAGAGUUAGAAGCGAAGGAUGCUGAUGCCGAGAUUGUGAAAAUCACUCUUGCAACUUAG